Messenger RNA from Protopterus annectens (West African lungfish), 1185 nucleotides. Its product is annotated as high choriolytic enzyme 1-like. The record is from RefSeq and is a predicted model, not a curated record. Gene Ontology annotation, molecular function: metalloendopeptidase activity; zinc ion binding. Lineage: Eukaryota; Metazoa; Chordata; Ceratodontiformes; Protopteridae. The transcript is spliced from 9 exons. Gene Ontology annotation, biological process: proteolysis. Bases 51 to 938 code for a protein of 295 amino acids.
CUAAACCUUUACGGGAAUAAUUUAUUCCAUCCUGAAGAACAAGUGCCAGAAUGAAACUUCUAAUGGUCUUUCUAUGUUCUUUGUUGUUCUACCCAUCACAGAACCUGCCUGCCAAGGUGUCACAAUCCUUUGAUGAAAAGGAUGAAAGGGUAAUACGAUUGACAUUAGACCCAGACAAGCCAGAGAAUGAUUCAGCAAUUGGAGAGAAUGAUCUUGGAAAAGAGGAGCUGUAUCCUACUGAUCAAAUUUUGAAGAUAAACAGUCAGUUUGAAGGAAAUGAGUUUGAAGAUGUGUCCAUCAUCUUUGGAGAUAUUGCUGUGUAUAAAGGAUUGGGAAAUGCUCACAAGUGUCUUUUCAACACUUGUCGUUGGCCAAAGUCUAGAAAUGGAAAAGUCUACAUUCCAUACCAACUUUCAUCAUCAUUCAGAAGGAGCGACAGACAGGUUAUAUUAGGUGCAAUGAAAGCCAUAGAGAAAGUAACCUGCAUUCAGUACAGACAACGGAAAAAACAGAAAAACUACCUUUCAAUUACACCACGUACUGGAUGCUGGUCCUUUGUAGGAAGACAACUUGGUGGACAAGACCUCUCCCUUGGUACAGGAUGUGUUUAUCAUGGUAUUGUCCAACAUGAACUUCUGCAUGCUUUGGGCUUUCACCACGAACAGUGUCGCAGUGACCGGAAUAAGUUUGUUAGAAUCUACUUCAAAAACAUUAAAGAAGGCAGGGAAGGUAACUUUAAAAGGCUGAACACCAAUAAUCUGGGAACACGCUACGAUUAUGGCUCAAUUAUGCAUUAUGGAAAGAAUGCCUUCUCUAAGAAUGGAAAGCCAACUAUUUUACCUAAGCCAAAUCCAAACAUACCAAUAGGACAACGAUUAGGCUUAAGUCGUACAGACAUAAAGAAGAUCAAUAAACUCUACAAAUGCAGAAUGGCUUGAUAUCACUGGUAACAAAUGGAGCCAUCUCUUGGACUGCAGAGUGCGCUACUAAGAGCUUUUACUCAUUACAAGAAACUCACUAAACAUGUUUAUGAUUUUAACAAGUAUUUUAUUAAGCAGAAGAAGGCAUAUUUUUCAUGACUAAUGAACUGGCUUUAAUGAUUUGCAAACUGAUGCUCCAGCACAGCCCAUAUACAGAAAUAUCUUGUUUAUUUGCUUUUAAUAAAAGUAAUCUGCAGUAAAAAAA